AUGAAAUCGAUAUUCAGCACAAUCGCCCUAAUUGCCACCGCAUUCGCAGAGACAAUUGAUGUCAAGGUCGGCGAGAACGGCCUCACCAUCGAACCUAGCAACAUCAACGCUCGGCAAGGAGACGAUGUCGUUUUUCAUUUCUUCAGCGGAAACCACGACGUCGCUUCAGGGCCCUUUGCCUCACCAUGCACACCCUCGGACAAUGGAUUCUAUUCAGGCAUCAUAAACGCGAAUGGCAACCAGCCUGACGCUACCUUCACAGUGAGAAUCAACAACACGAAUCCCAUCUGGUUGUACUGCACAACCAGUGGCCAUUGCCAAAGCGGCAUGAGCGCCGUAAUCAAUCCACCUCGAACCGGAAACACCCUCGAUGCCUACAAAGCUGCCUCCAAAAACGCCAACAGCGUUCGACCACCCCAGGUCCGUGGGGGCAUUUUUAGCGCGGAUGGAAAGAGAAACAGUGGCGGAGCGAGUACUUCGAGCUCCAGUUCAGGAACACCCUCCAGCACUGGCGCUGGCGCUCGCACAGGCACCAGUACUGGUACUGCCACUGCCAGCGCCACCGGUGCUACCGGAACUGGCGCCGCAUCUACCAUCUUAACAGAUAAGACGAUGCUGUUUAAUGCAUUUGCGGCUAUCGUUGCGGCCGGUGUGGGCUGGGUUGGCCUCUUGUAG
Molecule: messenger RNA, 675 nt
Organism: Paracoccidioides brasiliensis Pb18
Exons: 2
Coding region: 1-675 (224 amino acids)
Source: RefSeq, a predicted model, not a curated record